Molecule: messenger RNA, 3037 nt
Organism: Trichogramma pretiosum
Lineage: Eukaryota; Metazoa; Arthropoda; Insecta; Hymenoptera; Trichogrammatidae
Gene: Mkp3
Product: dual specificity protein phosphatase Mpk3-like
Exons: 4
Coding region: 603-2309 (568 amino acids)
Biological process (GO): negative regulation of MAPK cascade; protein dephosphorylation
Cellular component (GO): cytoplasm; cytosol
Molecular function (GO): MAP kinase tyrosine/serine/threonine phosphatase activity; protein tyrosine/threonine phosphatase activity
Source: RefSeq, a predicted model, not a curated record
GGACAGUUUUCAAUCUAGACUCGGCCAAGGAAGUGCUCGUCCGCUCGCUAUAUCAUACGAGGCCUCUCCGAGAGACAGCGAGUGCGUUUAGUAGCAUUUUGCGCGUGUGCCGUUUCGUACCAUAAAUUAAGAUAUAUAUCGUAAAAAAUAUAUCAUCGAUCCUCGUUGUUAACGAUAUAAGCAGUGUCGCAUACAUAUAUUGAGAAAACGCGUAGGAGAGGAGACCCUUUUUGUGUUUUUUUCCGUAUCCUCUCUCUCCUUGGUUUUUUAUUUCUUAUUCGUUGGUCGUAACGAGAUUCAUUCAGUGCAACUUGUGUGCGCGCGUGGAGUGUGUCGAUACGAUAUAUAUAGCAGUGAGCCAAAUUAGUGAUAGUACACGAAGAUCCAAAUUGUCGCGCGCAAAAUUUCGGAGCCUUCAAUUAAUACUAUAUCAAUGUUAUAGUACAGUGAGAGUGAAUAUAGCUCAUAAUAACGGAGAACUGUCAAAAUCACGUCGAAUGUUAUGAUUGUUAAAGUCGAGAGCAGCCAUCUACAUCAACAUCGCCCAAAUCAUCAUCAUCGUCGUCGUCGUCAUCAUCCAUCGUCAUCCAAUCCCAAUCAUCAUGAUCAUGCAGACGGAUCUCUUAGUUAACAGCCACCACCGCCACCACAGCCAAGACUUCAGCAGCAUCUCGGCAGCAGUUAACGUCAACAUCAACAAUAACAAUCGUCAUCAUCAUCAUCAUCAUCAUCAUCUCUACUAUAACAACAACAAUAACAACACGAUAGUAAGCAGCAGCAGCAGCAGCAUUGGUAUCAGUGGUAUCAGUAGUAGCAGCAUGGAGCUGGUCAGCGGCGACUGGCUGCGCGACGAGCUCGCCAGAAUCAACGGUGCUUCUUCCUCGAACAAUCACGAGCUGCUCGUGAUCGACUGCCGGGGCCAGGGCCAGGCUUACGCGGAGUCGCGGGUGCGCGGCAGCGUGGCCCUCGCCAUCCCGACGAUCAUGCUGAGGCGGCUGGCCGCGGGCAAGGUCGACCUGCUGGCCACCAUCAAGUGCCAGGAGCUGAGGUCGCGCGUCGAGCGCAUGCUGAAGCGGGACGAUGACUCAGAAACUAAUUCUUCGACGUCGUCGUCGAGAUUCGUACUGGUGGGCGACGCCACGGAGCCAGCCGGACACCAGGCCGAGACGAUCGCGGUGCUGGCCAAGAGGCUCGAGUGCUGCGGCGCCCAGGUGGCCCUGCUCGAAGGCGGCUUCGGCGCCUUCAAGGACAGAUAUCCGGAAUGGUGCGAGGGCACGGCCCACCACGACCCGACGCAGACGACGAACGCGAACAACGCGACGACUCCCGGCGGCGGAGCUGCGGGUAAUGGCGCGGCGCGAGGCGGCGGCAACGACGGCGCCGAGCUCAUGGGCUUGAGAUCGCUGAGAAUAUCGGCACCGCCCGCCAGGGCCUACAGCGACUCCGACAGCGACAGUACCUGCGACUCCAUCGGCCCAGACGACGACAAAGACUUUCCCGUGGAGAUAGUUCCGCACCUGUAUCUGGGUAACGCGGCGAACAGCGAGGACAGCGAGGCGCUGACCCGCCACGGCAUCCAGUACGUGCUCAACGUCACCCCGGACCUGCCCAACGUCUUCGAGGACGCGGGCAGCAUCAAGUACAUGAAGAUACCCAUAAGCGACCACUGGUCCGCCAAUCUCGCCAGCUUCUUUCCCCAAGCCAUACAAUUUAUCGAGGAAGCGAGGAGCGCCGACAAGGGCGUGCUGGUGCACUGCCUGGCCGGCAUAUCGCGCUCGGUCACCGUCACCAUGGCUUACCUCAUGCACAAGUGCAAUCUCAGCCUCAACGACGCCUUCAAUCUCGUGCGCAGCCGCAAGUCCAACAUCGCCCCCAACUUCCACUUCAUGGAGCAGCUGCACAGCUUCGAGGGCGAGCUCAGAGAUCUCCGACAGCAGCAGCUCAUGGACGGCUGCGGAUCGUCGAGCGCCACUGACGCCUGCGUUAGCAGCAGCAGCAGCAGCAGUCAACACGUAGAAGGUGGAGUUACUCAGCAGCAUCAUCUUCACGAGCAUUAUCAGCACAUACAGCAUCAGAAUCAUCUGAAUCAGAUCAAUCAUCAACACAGUCAUAGUCAUAGUCAUCAUCAUCAUCAUCACCACAAGAAGCACCACCAGCAGGCAAAGAGCUGUCAGAGCUGUCCCAUCGGGCAGCAGUGCAGCUGUCCGACCUCCACGGGCAGCAGCUUUCUCAGUCCGCUCGACAUGGGUCUGAGCCCGGACUCGGGCAUCGAGUUCGAUCGUUGGGCAUCGAGCACGCCGGCCGAUUGAGACGGGCAAGGGGUGACCCCGUACAAGUUUUAAAAACGAUGAAACUGUGUAUAGUCGCGGGUCAUCCCUUAGAGUCACACGCAUGAUAUAUGACAAAAAAAUAUUAUAUAUAUAAUUGAGAUGAUAUAUACGGAAACGAUGAUUGUUUAAAGUUGAAAAUGUUUUCAAUUCGUUUUUUGCAGGAACCGAAUACAUAUGAAUGACUGUACGAUUGUGUAGAAAAGUAUAUAAUAUAGUGAUGACAAGCGUCUUUCCCUACCCUAUGGCAUGGAUGUAAAAGAAAGAAAAAACGAAAGAAAGAAAGAAAGAAAGAAAAAGUAUUAGUGCAAUAAAAAUACGAAUAUACACCGUCUGUGUGCAACGGUUAUAUAUUGUAUUUAUAUACAUGACACCUUCGACGAGUUGAUUAUGAGAAAAGCAAGAGUGCGUGCACGUGUGGUGUUUUUUCCAUAAUCACUCUCAUCCUAUACUAUAUAAAAAUUCUCAAGUGUAUAAUGUUGUAAUUGUGUCUGUAUUGCCCGUUGUAUAUUUAUAAAUAUAUAUAUCUGCGAUAUACGGAGAAAGAAAGAAAAACAAAACAAAAAAAAAAUUAUAACGAAAUCGCUGCGCUGAAAUUGUAUCUCGCGUUUCGGAGGGGUACGCAUAUAAACGCGUUUCUUCUUUAUUUUUAUCUCCGUUCGUUGGAAACGAGGCUUGUUACAAGUACGAAGAGAGGAAUAUACGAGAAA